GAGAGAGAGAGCUCUGCGGCUCUGGACAACAAGGGGCGGGGCUUCCGUCCCAUUUCUUCAAGCUGAAGCCGAUAUCCACUUAAACAGCGACCUCUACACAUCUCUGGCUCUUCAGGUAUGCUGCAUUAAGCCUGAGGAACAGGAACAGCUCACAUUCUGCUCAGUGGACGGUGAGAAAGUCUUCUCGGGCGAUUUGGAUUACACUUUUACCACCAUUUACUCUUUUGCACGCUCUACAUACAACACAUCAGCAGGUCUACACAGACCACUCAGAUACAUCAGAUCUGACAGCACUAACGGAGAGAUCUUCACUCUGACUAUAAAUCGCACGUACUAGAGCGUCCCUUCCUUCACGUGACAUUUUUUUCAAUCGUAACCCUUCCAUUUGGAAAAUCCCGAUAUGAAUCUCUCAUUGGACAACCCUUAUGGUGACGUCAGCAUUCCCAGAGCCAAGCUGCGCUCGUAUGACGACUCCAGCACGGUCAUCAUCAACCCCAUGGCGCUGGAGAGCUCGUACAAUGGGAACGCUUCCCAAAACCCGUACGGCAGUUUUAAGGUCUCGGGAGGGGACGCUCCAUCCGGCGUGCCCGUCUACGGUCAGUCUAAAGGCACCAAUCUGAACAGUAACUACACCGUCAAGGAGGACGAGGAGCAGGUGAGCCGCUGCUACGCUUGCUGCUGCCGCUGUCGCAGGAGGAAGUGAGGACGUCUGGCGCGAACCAUGGAUUUGCAUUGGAAAGAGUAAUGGAGAAGGAAUUGCUUUCUGAACUGGAGCUGCUGGUUGAAUUAUUGACCGCCGAGAACGUGCGUCUUCCCGAGAACUCGCUGAGAAGUGAAGACCACGAUAUUAAGAGUUGCGAACAGAACAGUGUUAACACUAUACAAUGUAUAUUUGAGCUAAAAUUGGUCUUAGCGUUGAACCUGAUGCUUUUCUGUACUGAACAAAUGAUAUUACAGUAAUUUAUUUUCGUCCCCUCUUAUUAAUGUUUAGGGUUUUUUUUUGAUCAGCUUCAACAUGCUUGAUAACAAGCAGUAUUGGUUAUGUUAUUCAGGUUUUUUGCGCUCAGGGAUCCCUCAAGGAACCCCUCUGAGACCAGUCUGCUUGAUCUUCUGUGCUUCUUUGUCUGACGGUGGAGGAAUAAGACGAGGUUUCAAGUUGCAAGUUCAUUCAUACUCAAAAAUGGAGAUGUCCGGUUAGGGAUAGAGAUUAGAAAUACACCUACUUCCUGACAGAUCAGGACAGAAAUUGGUGCAUAGUAGUGUCUGGGAGCAGCCACUUAAAAACGGAUAUAGUUUAAAAAAAACAAAAACAAGGAAACGUUCUAAAUUUUCACAAUUUUUCUAGGUGACUAUUUAAAUGUAAGCAAAUUUGGGACACUACACAUAAAUCCUUUGUAGAAAAGGUCAGAUUUUCCCUCAAGUCUCUUCUCUUUCCGCUGAAGCUCACGUUCAGGUGUUGCUGCGGUGAAAAUUUCCGAUUUCUAGAAACUGAUGUAAAUAUUUACUGUACAAGGUUUUACUUUUCCACCCAAAGCUGCGUAUCUGAAAUGUAUUCGAAUAGGGAAAACAGAUGCACUACCUAUAAAUCAAGAGCCCUGAACUUCCCUGUUUGUUAAGAUGAAACUUCAUUAAAGUCGCAUGACAAUGAAGAAAAAGAAAGAGUCAAAUUUUGAGUCAUGGUGCAACAUCCAUAGGAAUGAACUAACCACAGCUCCUGCACAGACAUCCUAGGAAUUAAUAUAUUUAUAUAUCAAAGUGACAAAAUGGUUUCUUUUUCAUUUCUGUUGAACCACCAUCACCACCACCGCCACCACCAUCACCACCACCAUCACGGGUUUUUCAGUUCCAGCCCUGUGUGCAGAUCAGACAAGAAGUUGCUGUGGAAGUAGGGGAAGUUUUUAACAUCAACACCUAGUUACAACUGCUGGUAAAUCAUGCAUGCAUAAACACACACACACACACACACACCCCUGCUUUCCAUCUGCAGAAAAGGAAAAGCAUCAUUAAAAUGAGCUAUUUUUAUCUUUUCUUUCUUUUUAACAGAUUAUAUGAAGGAUGAAGUUAAUGUGUCUUACAGGAGGUGCCUUAUAUUUAAUUCCUAGCCUAUGAUGUUAAUAGGCUAGCUAUAUUUGAAGUGACUCUCCCUGUUCUGACCAGAUAGCUAUACGUAUAAUUUAUGGAAUGUCAAAUAUCUUGAAUCGAAAAUGUUACACAUUUACAAAUUUUGGUGAAAACUG
This is a messenger RNA of Hemibagrus wyckioides, 2237 nucleotides long. RefSeq lists its product as uncharacterized. The record is from RefSeq and is a predicted model, not a curated record. The coding region runs from base 401 to 703 and encodes 100 amino acids. NCBI's taxonomy places the organism in Eukaryota, Metazoa, Chordata, Actinopteri, Siluriformes, Bagridae. The transcript is spliced from 2 exons.